Messenger RNA from Elephantulus edwardii (Cape elephant shrew), 759 nucleotides. It is a transcript of the gene SNAP29, whose product is annotated as synaptosomal-associated protein, 29kDa. The record is from RefSeq and is a predicted model, not a curated record. The transcript is spliced from 5 exons. Lineage: Eukaryota; Metazoa; Chordata; Mammalia; Macroscelidea; Macroscelididae. The coding region runs from base 1 to 759 and encodes 252 amino acids. Gene Ontology annotation, molecular function: syntaxin binding; SNAP receptor activity. Gene Ontology annotation, biological process: synaptic vesicle priming; exocytosis; synaptic vesicle fusion to presynaptic active zone membrane. Gene Ontology annotation, cellular component: plasma membrane; SNARE complex.
AUGUCAGCCUACCCCAAAAGCUACAACCCGUUCGACGAUGAUGCCGAGGAUGAGGGCAGCCAGGCAGGCCGUGAUCUUCCAGGUGGACCCGGCGCGCCCGCAGACCGACAGCAAAGCCUGCGGCAGGAGGUGCUGCGCCGCGCCGAGGCUGCGACCUCUAGCACCAACAGGUCCCUAUCCCUCAUGUACGAGUCGGAGAAGGUCGGGAUCGCCUCCUCCGAGGAACUCAUCCGCCAGCGAGGAGUCUUAGAACGCACAGAGAGAAUGGUGGACAAGAUGGAUCAAGAUCUUAAGACCAGCCAGAAGCACAUCAACAGCAUCAAGAGUGUGUUUGGGGGACUUGUCAAUUACUUCAAACCCAAGCCAGCAGAGACCUCAUCUGAGCAGAAUGGCGCUCCGGCCUCCCAGCCAAACAGGUUGAAGGAAGCCAUAACAACGAGUAAGGAACAGGAGGCAAAGUACCAGGCCAGCCACCCCAACCUUCAAAAGCUGGAUGACUCAGAUACCAUCUGUAGAGGGAAUGAUGCUGCUGUGGCUUCUGACAUGUACCCCAAGAACCCACACCUCCGUGCCUAUCACCAGAAGAUUGACAGCAACCUGGGUGAGCUGUCAGUGGGGCUGGGUCGCUUGAAGGACAUUGCCUUGGGCAUGCAGACUGAGAUCGAGGAGCAGGACAACAUCCUGGACCGGCUUACAACCAAAGUAGACAAGCUGGACAUCAACAUCAAAAGCACGGAGAAGAAAGUCCGACAACUGUGA